ACUGUUAGUUCUGGAAAUAGAUCUUGUAAGAACACUGGCGCCAAAAUUAAACAAACCAUUUAAAUUUAAGCACUACAUAUUAUAGUUAAAUGGUGCAUGGACUGCUGUUAAAUGGCAUGUUCUAAUGGAAUCUCUGGAAUAUAUCUGGACACUUAAUAUCAAAAUUGAUAGGAACUAACUGAAGAAAAGCAAGAUGUUUUGCUUGGGAAGGUAAUGCGCAGGCACUAGCUCACAAAUAUAAGACGCUACGUGCUUGGAAUUUUAUCUAGAAGUCGACAAAGCUCGUAAGCAAACGGACAGUUUAUAUAAGAAUGAAGUGCAACAUCAAAGAAGUAAAUGCUUUUUUAUUAAUCGUUCUUCUAAUACAUUCGUCAUUGAUAAUUGAGGGACGUUCGCCAAAACCACCAACGCAUUUAUUUCACAGAACUUGUACACCUCUACCAAAAUGCUGCAAGACUUACGUAUAUGCCGAUGGGUGUAGGGGCGUAAUGUCAAAAAGAAAUUAUUAUUCAGACCCCCAAACAGAUGUUUCUGUCAAAGACCCAAUUGAUCCAAGGUUUCAGCUGGAAAAUGGCGACUUAAAAAAAGGCAACUGGCAGAAUCUGGAACAGGACGACGCAGAAAAUAAGAAUCAUUUUUUAAACUCGAUCAGUGAUAUAUUUGAUUAUUUCUAUUAAAAUUAAAUAAUUAUAUAUAUUAUGUACUGAAAUGAUUUAAAUAAACCGCAUACAACUGAUAAUUUCAAAUUUUUAUUUACUGAUUUUGAUAGCAGUAAACGAAAAACGAAAAAACGGACGA
Sitophilus oryzae (rice weevil) is the source of this 798-nucleotide messenger RNA. RefSeq lists its product as uncharacterized. The transcript is spliced from 5 exons. The record is from RefSeq and is a predicted model, not a curated record. Bases 312 to 677 code for a protein of 121 amino acids. Lineage: Eukaryota; Metazoa; Arthropoda; Insecta; Coleoptera; Curculionidae.